Vicugna pacos (alpaca) is the source of this 2200-nucleotide messenger RNA. RefSeq lists its product as uncharacterized. Gene Ontology annotation, biological process: regulation of DNA-templated transcription. Gene Ontology annotation, molecular function: DNA-binding transcription factor activity, RNA polymerase II-specific; RNA polymerase II cis-regulatory region sequence-specific DNA binding. The record is from RefSeq and is a predicted model, not a curated record. NCBI's taxonomy places the organism in Eukaryota, Metazoa, Chordata, Mammalia, Artiodactyla, Camelidae.
GGACCAUAGGAACAAGAAGAGGAGCUCUUGGUCUCCUGGUUGCUGUCUGUGCAUAUUUACUACUUACAGACUUGCAGGAUGGCAGACUUACAUCUGUCCACAAUAUUUGCUCUGCCCGUUCAAGACCCUUCCUGUGCCCAUGAGAGAAUCACAGAGGUAGAAAACUUCCACUCUGGGUUACAGAACUCAAUAACCUUUGAGGAUGUGGCCAUGGACUUCACCCAGGAAGAGUGGACAUUGCUGAAUUCUUCUCAGAGAAAACUGUACAGAGAUGUGAUGCUGGAGAACUAUAGAAACCUGGCUUGGCUGGGACAUCAACUCAGCAAACCUCCUCUCAUCACCCAGAUGGAGCAGGAAGAUGACAUGGAGGCAGCAGAGAGAAGGACUCACCAAGACAGCUGUCCAGGUGAAAUGAUUCUCCUUAAAACCAAACAAUCACCGAAUAAGCAAGGUGUUUUGGAGAAAUGCACACUCAAUGGCAAGAAGGAACAAACUCACAGAGGCAGUCCCACUAAAUGCAGUGGAAUUGUUGAAGCUUUGAGCAUGAAAUCUAGCAUUGCCCAGAAUAUGAGAAUUUUCCCUGGAGAGAAACCCCAUCAACACCUUGACUCUGAAGAACCCCUCAGAGAUUGUUCACAUCUUAAGCCACACGGGAGAAUUCUUCCUGGGGAGAAUUCUUAUGAAUGUAACAAAGAUAAAAAUGCCUUCACCAGGAGCCCUUACUUAGCUGUGCACGAGGGACAGCGCAGAGGAAAGAAACCCUAUGAAUGCAGUGACUAUGGGAAAGUCUUAAAUUCAAUCUCACAUCUUGAGAAGCAUGAAAAAAAUCACAUUGGAGAGAAAUCUUUUGCAUGUAGUCAGUGUGGUAAAGUGCUACAGAGCAACUCGUCCAUUCAGUUGCACAUGAGAACCCACACUGGAGAAAAGCCUUUCAAGUGUAAUCAGUGUGGGAAAGCCUUCAGCUCCAGUUCUUACCUUACACGCCACAGGAGAAUUCACACUGGGGAGAAGCCCUAUGAGUGCCGUCACUGUGGGAAAACCUUCAGAGACAGCUCACUUCUCAGGCAACACUCGGGUACUCAUUCAGAAGAAAAACCCUACAAAUGUAAUCAGUGUAGCAAAACCUUCAGUAGAAGCUCUAGGCUGUUGAUGCACCAGAUAACACAUACUGGGGAGAAACCCUAUACAUGCAGUGAUUGUGGGAAAGCCUUCAGUGUUCUCCCAUACUUUAAAAGACAUAAGAGAAUCCACACUGGAGAGAAAUCUAUUGAAUGUAGCCAGUGUGGAAAAGCACUAAGCAGUCAGUCAUCUCUUAAGACACACCUGAGAAUACAUACUGGAGAGAAACCCUACACAUGUGAUCAGUGCGGGAAAGCUUUUAGACUGAGCUGUACCCUUAUCACACACAAGAAGAUUCAUACUGGAGAGAGACCCUGUAAGUGCAAUGACUGUGGGAAAGCUUUCAGGGAUCACUCAUGCCUUAAAGAACAUGUACGAAUUCACACUGGAGAAAGACCCUUUACAUGUAAUCAGUGUGGAAAAGCCUUCAGAGUGAAAUCUUUCCUUGUUUUACACAAGAAAAUUCACAUGAGGAUGACACCUGAAUGUCAGGAAUGUGGGAAAACCUUCCGCGGUCUCUUAUCUUAUAGGAGACAUAUGAAAAAACACACAAGGGACAAGAAACCUUUUAAGUGCAGUGAGUGUGGAAAAGCUUUUAGCAGACAUGCGUCCCUUACAAUACACAAGAGAACACACACUGGGGAGAAACCCUAUGAGUGUAAUCAGUGUGGGAAAUGCUUCAGUGUAAAGUGUAACCUCAAUGUGCACAAAAGAAUACAUACUGGAGAAAAACCCUAUAAAUGCAGUGUUUGUGGGCGAACUUACAGUAAGCCCUUAUCCCUUCAGCGUCAUGAGAGAACUCAUGCAAAAUAAAUCCCCUUUUAAUGGCAUCCUCUUUCAGUGAACUUUCAGACUUUAAGACUUACAGCCAAAUAAAUGCUAACCAAAGAGAUCUGGUUGUGAGGAAUGUGAGAAAGCCUCUGAGUCAUACAUUUGUGAAAGAAACCUAAGUUAUGCAAUGACUGCAAAAUCUAUUCAUUCAUUAUCCCUUAGAAGAUUUGUGAUAACACUGAAGGGGAAAUCUUUUAAUAUUGUUAAGGCUUGUUUCUUGAGAAAAAUAAACACCUAAUGUUUUAAGCCA